Molecule: messenger RNA, 4510 nt
Organism: Camponotus floridanus (Florida carpenter ant)
Lineage: Eukaryota; Metazoa; Arthropoda; Insecta; Hymenoptera; Formicidae
Product: nephrin
Exons: 13
Molecular function (GO): protein binding
Source: RefSeq, a predicted model, not a curated record
GGCCGCCAUUGUCUGUAACAGCGGUUCUCGAAGGGACGGCCGAGCUACCAUGCGACAUUCGUCCACCUCAUCGCAACGAUUCCGCUAUCCUAGUCGUCUGGUACAAGAGUGACGUCAUCCCGAUCUACAGUUACGAUAUACGCGGGAAACACUCGGACAAAGCAUCGCAUUGGCAGGAUAAAGAAUAUCUUAAUAAUCGAGCGUACUUCAGGGCAGCAACGGAACCAGCGACGUUGAGCAUUAAUCAUAUACUGCAACAGGACGAAGGCGAAUACAGGUGCCGAGUGGACUUUACCACAAGUCCGACUAGAAACUCCAGAAUUCAACUGACAGUGAUAGUACCACCGCAGAAACCGAAUAUUAUCGACGAACAGGGAAAUGCCGUCACGACGGUCGCCGGACCUUACGAAGAAGGCGGAGACAUGAGACUGCAUUGCUACGUUUGGGGGGGUCACCCCCAACCUAAAGUGAGAUGGUGGCGCGGAGAGACGCUUUUAGAUUCUAAGGAUGAAUCGGGGGAUUCCCUUGAUGUUCGUAGAAACACGCUUAUCGUCAGCGAAUUGUCAAGAGCGGAUCUUCACGCGGUGUUCGAAUGUCAAGCAUCCAACAACAACAUCAGUCAACCCGUGUCAAUGUCGGUAGCUAUUGAAAUGCAUCUGAGGCCCCUGAGCGUGAUGAUACUCAGCAGCGAACACGCGCCCCUCAGCGCGAAUCGGAAAUAUGACAUCAACUGCAUGACAGUCGGCUCAAGGCCGCCGGCUGAACUGUCCUGGUACAUGGAUGGCAAGAGACUCGAUAAUUACACGAACAAGGUUUCUCAGGAUGGUAACAUGACGAGUUCCAUCUUGACGUUUCAACCCACUCUACUAGACCACGAUAAAAUUAUCACGUGCAGGGCUGAGAAUCCUAAAAUUCAACGGGGCAUAGCAGAGGAUACAUGGAAACUGAAUGUUUUUUUUGUUCCAAUUCUGCAUCUACAACUCGGUUCGAAUAUGAAUCCGGAUGACAUCGAAGAAGGCGAUGACGUAUAUUUCGAGUGCAAAGUUCGUGCGAAUCCGGAUGCCUACAAAGUCGUGUGGAAGCAUAAUGGGCACGUGAUUCAGAAUAAUGCGAAGAAUGGCGUCAUAGUCCAGCAAUAUGGUUUGGCUCUCCGAGAGGUGAAUCGGUCCCAAGCCGGAAAUUACACCUGCGUCGCCAGCAACGUCGAAGGCGAUGGCUACAGCAAUAUCGUGGAGCUUAAAAUCAUGUAUAAACCGAUCUGCGUGCCGGAUCAGAAGCGAAUUUACGGGGUGGCGAGACACGAAGAUGCUCGCGUGAUAUGCAGAGUCGAGGCGUUCCCGCCACCGGAGAGUUUUCGUUGGGCCUUCAACAAUACUGAGGAGAUGGUCGACGUGCCCCAAGCGCGUUACAAGAAUUCAACCAGACAUACCGAGAGCGUUCUCACAUACCGGCCGGUCACGGAAAUGGACUACGGCACCGUGUUGUGCUGGGCGAGCAACACGGCCGGUCAGCAGAAGAAUGCCUGCAUAUUUCACAUCAUUCCUGCGGGCAAACCGGAAGCUCCGUACAACUGCACGCUGACCAACCAGACCACCGAAUCACUCUCAGUGGAAUGCACCGCUGGUUUUGACGGUGGUCAGCCUCAACACUUCCUCCUUGAAGUGUUCGAUCAGCACACGAGAGUUCUGCAAGCCAACGUCACGUCCAAAGAUAAUGCGGCUUUCACCGUACAGGGUUUAGAACCGGGGAAGGUUCUGAAUAUGAUUCUGUACGCAGUGAAUGCGAAGGGAAGAAGCGAUCCCACGUUAUUGGAAGGUUUCACGCUCAAAGUCGCCGAGAAGCAGACUGGUACUCCGGUACCCUUCGAGUUCACCCCGUUACUCGGGGGUCUGAUCGGUGUGGUCACUGCACUUUUGCUUCUCACCGCCACCAUUCUGGCCGCGCUAAAAGUGAGGAGCGAGAGGCGAGCUCAAAGGCCAGGUGAUUUACCUCUAAAAAAGGCCACCGCGCCAAGUUCCGAGGAUCUUUACGACGCGGACGACAGAAAUCCGGAUGUUGUGCCGACCAACAAAGAUUCAGAUUAUCAGCUGACCGGCUCGACUUCCGGCACGCCGUUGGCAACGCAAAACACACCGGAUGGUCUUCCACCGUCGUCCCUUCCGGCCCAGCAGACGAAUAAUCACCUUCAAGGACUUCCCGCCUAUUCGCAUAACGACUACAGCAAUUAUCCAACCUUGCCGCUAUCCGGCGAGGUGACGUAUGCCGAGUUGUGCCUGGCAAGGCCCACCACCCUGUCAACCCUGGCGACUGACGCCAAACUGGCCAGCCUCGGUAGCGGAGUCGGCGGUCUGGGUGGCCUUCCUGGUUACGGCAGCGGCCUCGGGGUAAUCGUGGGCGGCAAACCGUACACGAAGGAAGCCACCGUCUACGCGUGCAUCGAUCACAACGCCAGGCCGCCCAAGAUCGACGUCUCGAACGCGCCGUCGUGCGCGACCACCCCUCUAACGACGGCGAACGUGCUCCAGGACUCUACCGUCUCCACCGUGAUGAGCGGCAAGCAGCAUCAUCCGGCGAGGGAGGUCGUCACCGUCCGCACGCCCCUCAUCUCGACCCAGGAGAGCUGCGUAUAGGGACGCGAUUCCGACGCGCUCAACGUCAACGAGUACUACGUCUGAUAUGGCCGCCGUCUCGUGACAAUCGUGCGCGUCUUCGUGGUCGACCUUUCGAUUCCUUAGAAUUUUUCGCGGCGCUCUCUUCAAAGUAAAACGUCCUCGAAUUCUCGGGAAAAGAUAUCUCUACAUGAAUUUGCGUUUCGUUCGGCUGCGAUGUGAUCGCUCGUUCUUCGAAAGAUACAAGACACUUUUGCCGACAACAAUGACCGUCAGAAGCUCUAUUGCCGAGUGGCAGCGCUCGUGUCUGCAAUGGAUAAACUUUUUGGAUCGUGACAAACGAUGGUCGAACUACCCCUUUAGUAAAGGACUCGCAUGAGACAUGCAUCAAGGAUCACGAGGAUAAGCCAGAGAGAAAGCCGGAUGCAUUCUUUUGAAUGUAAUCUACUCACGCGAUUUGCAAUCCUAUCGAGAUAGCUAAUUUAAACAUUCAACACUGCUCAAAUAAUUUUGAUGAAUAUAUAUCAAACGAUUCCAAUGUAUCGGGUGCAAUAAUUGAAUUUUUUCGAUUUGAGAUAUUCCAUUGUGUGUGUUCGCGAUAGGAUAUGUGACAAAAUACCUAUGUUAAUAAAAUACAUAUGUUAUAUAAAAUCCAUGAAAAAAUAUAAAUAUAGUUAUUGUCAGAUUUUUAAAAAUUUCGAGAAUUGUAUCUAUCUUUGAUGGGAAUGAAAGCAUUAUACAAGAAAAAAAGUUCCAUAUUCAAAUAGAGCACACACUAGAAAUAUACUUGAGAAAUUUUUUGAUUAUAAUUUAAAAAAAAGUGUAUCCUGAAACGCCAUCGAUCGAGAACGUCGCACGGUUGCGAAACGAAUUUAUUCACGAGAGAAUGUGUCACCCUUAUACGAUUGUUUUGAUUUCGGGAAAUACCGGUGUCUACAAAUCUACGAGACUAUGAAAGAUUUCAUUGGUUGACCGAAGAAUCGAUGAAGUGGAAGAAAACACGUCGAGAAAUCUAGAUUUCUACACUUCGCGGGAUGUUCGUAUCGCGAGAGGCGAUGUACCCAUGUCUCGCGACGGCGAAUGUAGAUUUUCUAUCCCAAGAGUAUACUUUGUAUUACAAAGUAGAACUGGGAAUAAAGAAGAUCGUCGCGCGUUGAGUGUAUUUUCAUAAAAUGACGCGUCUUUAUCGAUAUGCGCCCUUUCUCCUUUUUCUCUCUCGGAGAAACUACUGUGUCUCGUGUCGAUUACGUUGAGACGAUAAAUUUCGAGGACGGGAAGGAUUCGCGACGAGGAGAGGAUCAAUCUAUUUCGCGAAAACUCUCCAAAUAUUUUCGCGUUGCGAUGCGAAACAAGUGCACCGAGAACACGACAGCGUUACGAGAAUCCGACGUGAAGAUUUUCUCGAUGUCGGACACGUUCUCUUCCUUUUGUCGUUAUCGCGGAAUUUCCAGCUCCAAAAAUACUCGCAAUUUUAUGGACCAUCCAACUCUCAAUCGCAUCGAUCGAUCUCAUAAAUAGAUUCAUGCUCGGUUAAUACGAUUUUGUCUCCUCGCACAUUAUCAAUUUAAUUAUCAAGAAAAUGAUUAAUCGGUCAAAUAAAGCUGCUGUUCAAUGAUUGAACGAAUCUCCCGAAAAAGCACACAUAUAAUUGUUUUCGUUUACAUGGCACAUUACACAGUUAACGUUUUAAGUGUGCCACGUUGACGUGAGCUGAUGAAUUAAAUUUCAGUUUGUAUUAAGGGCGAUUUUACCAAAAAGAUCGAUUUUUUAGAUCGAUCUAGAUCGGAGACUUAAAAAUCGAUUCGCCAAAAAAUCGACUGUUAAAGCAUCGAUCUAUCAGAAAUCGAUCUCUUUAUUUAAUUUUACAAAAUAUUAAAUAUUUCCAAUCGUAUUCAAUUAUU